AUGAAUCUCCCACCCACUACUCACGUCCCAACCUCACCACAGCCUCCCCCUCCGCGAAGCUCCUCAUCCGUCACCAUGGACGAACCCGCAACCUCUGAACUCACCGUUCAUGUCAAGAGAUCAGCUUCCUCGGACAUCGAGGCUCCCGCACCAAAGCGAGGCCACCCUCGCCGUGCCUCUGCGAAAGACCAGUUCACAGCUGCUCUCAAGAAAGCUGUUGACGUAUAUCGCGAGCAAGACGAAGCUGAGAGGGCCGUGCUGGAAGGCAGGAUUGCAGAACUGGAAGUCGAGGUGGGCGGGCUGGAAGACGAUAAGAAGAAGGAUGGAGGCGAGAAGAACAAGUUGAAGGCUAGGAUCGCGGAGUUAGAGGAUCUGGUCCUCAGUCUGUACGAUGAGUCUGAUAACGCAAAAAAAAAUCUCAACAAACGGACUACCGAGCUUCAGCGCAAACUCGCGUUGUCAAUUGCUGCGAAACAAGACCAGAUUGACAAGCUCGAGGCAGACUUGAACCGGCAGAAUAUCCUAAUCACCAAGCUUGAGAAAGAUGGGACCGAGCAGCGACGCGCCACCCGAACAUACAUCGACCUUGAGAAGGUGUAUAACGCGGAGAAGGACAUGAUGAAGGCGGAGAUUACUGAGCUUCAGGACAUGCUGCAGUGCGCCAGGAUCCACCAAAAGGAAGCCAGGGCCAAGAUCAAGGCGGCCGAGGAAGAAACAAAGAAUCUCCGCAAGAUCGUGAAUAACUACAACACUGUAAAGGAAUCAAACGAGAAGAUGCAUCGUGACAAACGAUCUGUAGAGCUCAAUCUCGAUGGCAUGUAUCGUCACUACCGCGAUGUCCAGGGCAAGAAUGCGGUUUUAGUGGACAAGCUUGAGGCGAUCGAGAACACGAUGUCGUUCAGCGGGAAGGCGAAGGAUACGGCAUGGGAGGGGUUCAGGUCUAGGCCACUGGAGGAACUGCAGGAGUAUAAGUUUUAG
Molecule: messenger RNA, 978 nt
Organism: Lindgomyces ingoldianus
Lineage: Eukaryota; Fungi; Ascomycota; Dothideomycetes; Pleosporales; Lindgomycetaceae
Exons: 1
Coding region: 1-978 (325 amino acids)
Source: RefSeq, a predicted model, not a curated record